Meira miltonrushii is the source of this 1437-nucleotide messenger RNA. RefSeq lists its product as uncharacterized. Bases 1 to 1437 code for a protein of 478 amino acids. Lineage: Eukaryota; Fungi; Basidiomycota; Exobasidiomycetes; Exobasidiales; Brachybasidiaceae. The transcript has a single exon. The record is from RefSeq and is a predicted model, not a curated record.
AUGGAACAGGAAACCAUUCCUGAUGUGGAACCGCCUCCUACCCCACCAAAUGGCUUUCCAGAUGACGAUGAAGCUCCGCUGAGUCGUGCUGAAGAUGCUCAAACGCCAAAAGAACGCUUUACCGAAAGUGGUGCGCAAAAGGAUGCGUUAUCUUCACGUAUCACACAAAGAGAAAAUGGACAAAGACCAUCAAUUGGAACACUUUCAUCUUCAUCAAACCGAAACCAUGAUGGCGUAAGAGCAUAUUACCAUGCGGCAAAUUGGUAUGUAAUGACCGGUGCAUAUUGGGUCAACGACUAUGUAAGGCUACCUGGCAGGCCUGACUUUGGGCCAAAAAGCAGUACAUUUUCUUGGGAAAAUGUCAGACUUGCACAACAUCCAUGUCCAUCGUGCAAAUACAUCAACAAAAGUAAGCCAGUAGGGUAUCCUGUUUUACCUUGUCUGGCUUCGACAGAUCUUGAUCGAUGCGUUUUUUGUCAUUGCACAAACAAUAGGCCUACUAGCCCUUGCAAUGUUCGACCACGCGGCGACUAUCGUCAUUCAAGCGUAGACGGCAAUCGUUCACGAAAUGACUUCUCGUUGAUGCGGAAUUGGGAUAGGACCCAGAGACCAUACUCAUACGUUGACACGUACGACCGUGCUGGGUCUUCUUCGAAUGAUAACAGAACAAGAAGGUAUUCGGAGAUCUUGCCUAAUGGAAGCGAAACUUCUCGCGCCAAUGAACAAAGUAACGGUCAGAAACGCAGAAGAAGCGAAAAAGACGAAGGAAGUGAAAGAAGAAGCAGUCCUAUCCGCAAAGAAGCUACUCAAGCACGUAUGCAACCACCAUCUGAAGUACAUGUGUACGAAGCUCCAACUCAAAACGAUCCUUCAUCAACACCAACAAGCGUGAACGGAACAAGUUCGACUUCGGAAGAUCCUGCUGUUGGUCUAUUGUUUCCAAAUGAAAACGCCAACAGCUUCGGAACAAAGGGUGCUGAUCAAAAGCAAGCUACAGUGCCGGCUGUCGUACAAGCAUCAUCGCCGGAAACGGUUGCGGUCAAGACAUGUGGGUCAUUUUGUACUUCUGCCGCGAUUCCACCACCACAACAAGCCGAUGAUAAUGAUGCUGAUAAUGACGUGAUGCAAUUGCUAAAGAAAGCUCAUCAAAAGAUGGAAAGUGGUCGUUUAAAAGAAACGAAAGAAAAAGAAGAUUUGAAACAAAUGGCUAGUCAAUUACAAGAUAGGUAUAUACGAAUUAAUAAAGAUCUGGAAAAGUUGUAUGAGAAAAAUGAAGAAUUGAUACAGGAGAACGAAACUUUGAAGCAAGAUAAUCAAGAAUUAAAGGAUGGAAUGGAAAAUCUGAAGCAGGAGAGUGAAAAUUUACGGGACACCCUCCGAAACGUGAGAAGAGAAGUCUCGAAAGCUUUGGCCGGUCUAGAAACAAGUGAUGGUUAG